Periophthalmus magnuspinnatus is the source of this 1379-nucleotide messenger RNA. RefSeq names its product MANSC domain-containing protein 4-like. The transcript is spliced from 3 exons. The record is from RefSeq and is a predicted model, not a curated record. Lineage: Eukaryota; Metazoa; Chordata; Actinopteri; Gobiiformes; Gobiidae. Bases 1 to 1296 code for a protein of 431 amino acids.
AUGAAUGCCACAUGGCGCUUGUUGACGCUUUUGAGUGUGGUGAGCUGCGCUGAGCCUAGGUGCUCUCCGACCUCUUAUUACAAAAACUGCUGGAUCCGUCGCUUCCCGGGGAUUUACAUCGACGUAGAGGAGUCCCUGAGGCGAGGCGCACAAUUACUCAAGUUUUAUCAAGAGGACACUGCGCUCAAGUGUAGCCGCACCUGUUGCCUGACCAGGAACUUUUCUUGCAAUUUAGCCAUUUUCCAUUACGAUGCGACUCAAGAAAGUGUGAACUGCUUCCACCUUCACUGCCCCACUCUGGAGAGCUGUAUACUGAGCCACAGGGGCAACGUGGUCCUCUACAACAUCACCAAAGGAGUGGACCCGGACCUAUUGGUGUUUGGUAAAUACUUCAACACAAAUGUGCGUGUGUUACCGCAUCACUACAUCCGCUCCAACGCCUCAGACCCUCUGCCUCCAGACAAGAGGCAGUUUAUCCACCCGCGCCCUCGCCCUGUCCCACCAGCUCCUGCUCCUCAGCCCAGCUCUGCAGAUGCCUCUAAAACAUCACUCACUACAGUUGACAGGAGAGAACCACUCAACAUGGUAACAAGUACAGAGCAUUCCAACGUGGCAUCUGGAAUAGUACCUUCAAAUACUGAAACAGCUACAACACAUCCUGGGAUAGAACCGUCAAACAUGGCAGCUACAACAGAAUCCACCAACACAGCAACAAGACCUGAGACAAGCAAGAUAAAAUACUCCAGCUUGGCUACUGUCACGCAUCAGGAAAUUACUGUGACCACAAUUACAAUUAGGGCCUCCACUUUUAAAACACAGGCUUCGUCCAGCUCUGAUAUACAUGCUAAUAGACUCUCAACCACAUUACACCCUCCUCUUUUGGCAUCUGAAAUCCCCACAGAACCUCCCAAUCAUUCUACCACCACCAACACUCCUGCAAUAUCCAGCAGCGAUGCACCGGCCAACAUAGAGAGCAGCAAACACAAAACCAAUGACACCAAAGGGAACUUGGGGAGGAAUCACACUACUGUCGGUACGGAUGGCCAUGUUUCAGCAGGUGGUGUGGGGGGUGACCAGUGGGGCGAACAGGGACCUGGUUGGCAUGUAGCCACCCACACAGUGCUGGUGGCGGUGGCCAUAUGUGUGACUGUGCUGCUGGGGUGCUGCUGCUCCGUGGUCCUUGUGUUCAGCUGGAGGGGGCACAGGAAGAGGAUGGGCCGAUACCGGACAGCAUGGAGAGGGAAGAAAGGGUCCAUGCGCCUCAUUAAGUACGUCCUGGUUAAAGAGAACUCCUGAUUGUUAUGUAAUGUAGAAACAAAAAUUAGAUAAGUUAUUACUGUAAAGUGUAUAUAGGGUACAGUGGCAUAGGCAGCAUAGUU